AUGGCCAGCUCUCGUCGCAGGACGUCCAGCAGCGACUGGCUUCUGCUCGCCUUGACUCUCGUGGCCGUUGCACCCUGUCCUUCUUUGGCCUCCGCAUCAUCCACGGCUGCGUCAUCGGCGACAGAAUUCCACAAAAUCGCACCCUCGCUGCUGAGACGACCAAGACCACCGCACUUUGCCGCCGCCCGCGGCUCCAACAGCACCAACAGCACCACAUUCGACCCGCUCGCCUGGGUCGACCCGCUGAUUGGCGCCUCCAAUGGCGGCAACGUCUUCCCGGGCGCGUCGUUGCCGUACGGCAUGGCCAAGGCCGUUGCCGACACCAACAGCGGGUCCAACCAGGGCGGGUUCACGCUGGACGGCAGCCCCGUCACGGGCUUCAGCAUGAUGCACGACUCGGGCACGGGCGGUAGCCCGUCGCUCGGCAACUUCCCGCUGUUUGCGUACACGGCGUGCGCUGACGACGGCGCCGUCGACGGCUGUGUGUACCCCAAAAAGGGACGGGCGACGUAUGGGCAUUUCCGCAACGCGAGCGUGACGGCGCGCCCAGGCCUCUUCGGGAUCGGCUUGGACACGGGCAUUUAUGUGAAUAUGACGGUGGCGCACCACACGGCGCUCUUCCGGUUCACGUUCCCAGACAACGGCACGGUGACGGGCACGUACCUCGACAAGACAAAUGCCACCAAGACGACGAGCUACACGGGGCCCGUCCAGCCGCUCAUCCUCCAGGACCUGUCCGACCUGGCGGACUCGCGCCAGGACAAUGCCACGAUCCAGGUCGAUCCAGCGACGGGGCGCAUCACGGGCAGCGCGCGAUUCCUGCCGAGCUUUGGAAGCGGCAAUUUUGUGCUGUAUUUUUGCACAGACUUUGACGGCGCGACGAUUCUGGACAGUGGCAUCUAUGCCAACAGCCGGGCCAGCACGGCCGUGCACAAUCUGACCAUCUCGCGAUCGAUUAACGGCUACCCGCUGCCCGGCGGUGCCUUUGUGCGGUUCACAUCGGCUGCGAACCCCAUCACGGCGCGCGUGGCCACCAGCUUCAUCAGUGUUGAGCAGGCGUGCCAGCAUGCCGAGACCGAGAUCCCCUCGUUUGAUUUCGAGAGCGUGGCGCAGGCCGCGACCGACGCCUGGCGGGCCAAGCUCCGUCCGAUCCGCAUCGUCGUCGGCAACUUCACAGGCGCUCUCGCCGUGCAGAACCAGACCCACGCCAACGAAUCGAGCGUGCCGCCGCCCAAGCGGCCGCCGCCGACGUCGACGACCAGCACGGGCACGGCGCGCCCGACCUUUCGGCCCCUGCCACUGACGCCGCCCAAUGGCACGUCCAUCUUUGCCAACGCGACGUCCGCUGGCAAUAGCUCCCGGCCGGCGGCCGUCGCUUUCACGACACCGGACGACAUGCUGCGCAACUUUUACAGCGGCAUCUACCGCACCAUGAUCAACCCGCAGGACUACACGGGCGAGAACCCGCUGUGGUCGAGCAGCGAACCGUACUUUGAUUCGUUUUACUGCAUCUGGGACCUGUUCCGCUCGCAGAUGCCCUUCCUCACAAUCAUCGACCCGGACGCGCUGGCGCGCAUGAUCCGCUCGCUCGUCGACACGUACCGCCACGUCGGCUGGCUGCCGGACUGCCGCAUGUCGCUGUGCAAGGGCUACACGCAGGGCGGCUCCAACGCCGACAACGUGCUCGCCGACGCCUUCACCAAGGGCAUCCAGGGCGGCAUCGACUGGGACGCCGCGUACGCGGCCGUCCUCCAGGACGCCGAGGUCGAGCCGUACGACUGGUCCAGUGAGGGCCGCGGCGGGCUCGACAGCUGGAAGGCGCUGGGGUACAUCCCCGUGCAGGACUUUGACUACAAGGGCUUUGGCACCAUGACGCGCAGCGUGUCGCGCACCCUCGAGUACAGCUACAACGACUACUGCAUCGCGCAAAUGGCCCACGGCGGGCUGGCGACGUCGGCGGCCGACGAGGCGACGUACCUGGACCGCAGCGGCAACUGGCAGAACCUGUACAAGGCAGACCAGCCGUCGCAGUGGUGGAACGGCACGGACACGGGCUUCACGGGCUUCUUCCAGCCGCGCAACCUCAACGGCACGUGGUCCUACCAGAACCCGCUGAACUGCAGCAACCCGGACGAGUCCAGCGUGUGCUCGCUGCAGAACACGGGCGCCGAGACGUUUGAGAGCAGCCUCUGGGAGUACGGCUUCUUUGUGCCGCACGACCAGGCCACGCUCAUCCAGCUGUACGGCGGCGACGACGCCUUUGUGCGCCGCCUCGACUACCUGCACGACCACGGCAUCGUGUACAUUGGCAACGAGCCGGCGUUCCUGACCGUCUUCCAGUACCACUACGCCGGCCGCCCGGGCCUGUCGGCCAAGCGCGCGCACACGUACGUGCCGCAGUUCUUCUCGCCGACGCCGGACGGCCUGCCGGGCAACGACGACAGCGGGGCCAUGGGCAGCUUUCUGGCCUUUACGAUGAUGGGCCUCUUCCCGAACCCCGGCCAGAACGUGUACCUCAUCAUCCCGCCCUUCUUUGAGGCAGUGCACAUCACGCACCCGCUCACCAACAAGACAGCCGUCAUCCGCAGCACCAACUUUGAUGCCACGUACGAGGCCGUCUUUAUCCAGAGCGCCACGCUCAACGGCGCGCCGUACACCAAGAACUGGGUGGACCACGCCUUCUUCACCGAGGGCCACGAGCUGGUCCUGACGCUGGGCCGCAACGAGAGUGCCACUUGGGGACGGGCCGCCGCCGACCGGCCGCCGAGUGUCGGCGAAUAUCACACGGGGAACGCGAACACGACGGCCGGCACGCGGCGUGAGACGAGGUACCGCGGACACUUUGAGAGAGGGGGUCUGUAA
Messenger RNA from Sporothrix schenckii 1099-18, 2862 nucleotides. Its product is annotated as alpha-1,2-mannosidase family protein. Gene Ontology annotation, biological process: protein deglycosylation; protein quality control for misfolded or incompletely synthesized proteins; carbohydrate metabolic process. The coding region runs from base 1 to 2862 and encodes 953 amino acids. Gene Ontology annotation, cellular component: cytosol; nucleus. NCBI's taxonomy places the organism in Eukaryota, Fungi, Ascomycota, Sordariomycetes, Ophiostomatales, Ophiostomataceae. Gene Ontology annotation, molecular function: peptide-N4-(N-acetyl-beta-glucosaminyl)asparagine amidase activity; carbohydrate binding. The record is from RefSeq and is a predicted model, not a curated record. The transcript has a single exon.